Messenger RNA from Mercenaria mercenaria, 3822 nucleotides. RefSeq names its product baculoviral IAP repeat-containing protein 2-like. The transcript is spliced from 7 exons. The coding region runs from base 1 to 1788 and encodes 595 amino acids. Gene Ontology annotation, cellular component: nucleus; cytoplasm. Lineage: Eukaryota; Metazoa; Mollusca; Bivalvia; Venerida; Veneridae. The record is from RefSeq and is a predicted model, not a curated record.
AUGAACACGAAACACCACCUGCCCGUACCUUCUGUAGAUACAGAAACACUUUCUCAUUUCGACCCACUGAUGAAAGUAAUAGACAAAAUAGCGAAUGGGCAAAGAGUGCCGCCUCAAAUCACCAUGCAGUACGAAAUGCUCCGAUUUUGUACACUUCGUUCAUAUCCGAAGGAAAAUAAACCAUUUAUAACCAGAAUUGCACAAGCAGGGUUUUAUUAUGCAAACAGCGGGGACGAGCUAGUUUGUUAUUGUUGUGCGCGAAGAAAAAGUAACUGGAGUGAGAGUGACAUUCCCAUGGACGUUCAUCGACAAAUGAAUCCGAACUGCAGAUUUCUCGUUUGCAAUUCCACUGUCAACGUUCCAAUCAAACCAGUUCAAAUAUUAAGAUAUCCUUUGCUAACGUCUAGUCAUGAAAACAAUUCGCCUAAUGUAAACAGCACAGAAACAUCGAUAGAAUAUCAACCACAGAACAGAACUAAUGAAAAGCUGCCUGUAGUGAAUGAAACAGUUGAAAGUACAAUUCAGUCAACAACAAAAUUUUCUACCGUUAUAGCGCGUAGAAACACAGUCCAGACUGGUGCCUCUACUGCAUCAAUGCCUUCUCACUCACACCACCUUGCCGAUCACGUGACCAGACUGAGUGUCGUAACGAGCUGCGGUAGUAAAUCGUUGUUAAAUUCGUUAAAUUCGAGUGGUCCUCCAAAUUAUCCUCUUGAAACGACAGCUUCAAACACUUAUCCUGCUAAAUGUUACAAAAGUUCUAAUGACGAAAGAAAACAGGCACAGCAGAAUGAUACCCCAAAGUAUCCAAAGUAUUCUAGCAGAGCUAUUCGACUUGCAAGCUUCAAUGAAUGUGGUGACGUAGUCAUUUCGCCAGGCUGUCUGGCUGAGACAGGUUUCUUUUAUGCUGGAUUUGGUGAUUGUGUGAGAUGUUUCCAUUGUGGAGUUGGUCUUCGACAUUGGUCUGAAGAAGAUGAUCCUUGGAUAGAACAUUCCAGAUGGUCAAAGGAUUGUGUCUUUGUUAAACAAAUGAGAGGUCAGGAGUUUGUGAAUCUUGUGCAGAUGGCGGUGCAAUAUUCCCAAAACCAUGAUCAAAAUGGAAAUAAAACGCCCACAGACAAUAUGACAGCUGCCACACAGGGAAGAGAUGUAAUAGAGAAUCUAUUGCACAGUGAUGCAGCCCAAAGUGUAUUAGAGAUGGGAUAUCAUCCGGAUGUUAUAAGAAGUGCUAUCGGACAAAUAUUAGAGUUAAACGACCGACCUUAUCUAACGGCAGUAAAGUUGAUGGAAAAAAUAUUUGCUAUUGAAGAGGGUGAGAACUUUAACAGAGCAGAGCAAAAUGCGACACAAGAACGGGAUCACUGUGCAUUGGAAACGGAGGAUAAACGAGAGAAAACUGAACAGUACAAUGCUUAUAAAUCUGGAACAAGGGCAAAAGAUAUUAACAAAAAUGUUGCUGUACUCAAUACUUCACGUGCGGAAACAAAACCAACUAGCUCCAUAUCAAGCGAUAACAGUGAUAGUUUGUCUGCACGGUAUUCCAAUAUUUCCAAAUCUAAAAUACCAGGAUGCAAUCAGAUUUCGGAAAGGAAGAGGAUAAAAGAAGAAAAUGCAAAUCUAAAACAGCAGUCUGUUUGCACAAAGUGUAAACAGAACGAUGUAUGCAUUGUUUUUCUACCAUGUGGACAUUUAGUAACAUGUGAAGGUUGUGCACCAUCUCUUAGAUAUUGUUCAGUUCAGACAUGUGGAAAAUACAUUAAAGGGACAGUUAGAACAUACCUAGCAUAAAACUACCGUUUAAAGCGUGGAAGAUAAAAUAAUUAUAAGCUAUGUCUUAAUUUUCCUUGUCAUUGGCAAAAUACAUUUACGUUUGUUCUGUACAGUAUGUAUAAGCAGAAACUUAAACAUGAUACACUGUACUUUUUGCAAGUCCAGGAAAAUGGGCACGUUACACUUAGUCAGCGGAUUAAACAGUUUGCAUGUAUAAAAAGACUUAACAUAUGUUUAUAGAAAAUUAGUCUGUUUUCGAUGGUUUUAACUUGCAUUUAAUUUACAUUUUAACUAGAUAACUUUUGUGGAUGAUUCAAUCUAAUGUAUUCAAUGAAACACAUUAACUCGAUUUCAAAUACUUUGAUUUUUGGUUCAUAACGUUUCUACCAUUUACAUUAAUUGAAAUUCGUUGUAUACUGUUGUCUUGGUGCUAUAGUAUAAUUUAUGUUUUUCAUCAGCAUGCAUGUAGUGUACUCGAUUCGUAAGGAAGUGAUAUAAACAUUCUUUUUUGUGACACUAUGCUGUACAAUAGUGAUGUUUUUUGAAUGUUGAUUUGUUACCUUUAAAUACAUAAAAAUUAUAUUUCACCAAGUGCAAUAAUAUUCCGCUUUUAAAUAAUUGUAAACAUGUAAAUAGUAUUGUCUAUUUUAUUUUACAAGACACCAUUUCCAUGCAGUCUGAAAUAAGCGUGUUAUGUGUUACAGCGUGUUGUAAGUCUUUCAGACUCUAUUUGAUAUAUAAGAUAUAAAUUCGAAGGGUGUAGUAGAUUUUGUCCGAUUGUUUAUAAACGGACUAUUUUAUUUCCUUAAAACAGAACUGCUUCAAAAAUGACAUUUGUCAGUACUGAAAGGAACCGCAACGACUGUGUUGCUAGUUGUGAACCAAAUGUGUUUAUGGUAUAUUGUUAUGUAUGUAAAUUAAUAAGUACUGAACUUGGACUAUUUUAUUUUUAAGAGGUUGUUUUGUAUCUUUGUUCAGGUUGUACGGUGUUUGGUUUUAUUUUGAUAACUGAUAUAUGUUUUAUAUGUAUUAUAUUUGUGAUUAUCCAAGGAAAGUAUUAUACGUUCCUAUUUGAUCUCAUUUGAAAAUGUAGUAGCAUCACUAACAUGUUCAUAAUCAUGCUCUGUUAGUCAUACUUUUUUAUUUGUAAAUUUUAAACACAUUGGCAUUAUCUCUUAUGCUUAGAUAUUGUUGUUUCGGUGCUAUAGUAUAAUUUUGUGAAUAACGAUUUUCAUUAGACUAUAUGUAUAUACUUUAUUCGUAGAGAAGUGAUAUAAACAGUUUUUGUGAAAAUGUGCUGCACAUUACUGAUGAUUUGUUACCUUUACAUAUAUACAUAUAUAUAUAUAUAUAUCACCAAGUGAAAUAAUAUUCCGCUUUUAGAUAUCUGCAAAUAUCUAUAGGUCUGUAUCUAUUUUGUUUUGCAAGACACUAUUUUCACACAAUUUCAGAUCAGUGUUUUACGGACAUACAGCUUGGUAUGAGUCUUUCAUACUCUAUUUAAUCUAUAAGAUAUAAAUUUGCAGUUAAAUAGAGAAUUGAUGUAAUAUAUUUUGUCCGGUUGUUCUUUAACGGACUAUUUUAUUUACUUUAAUACAGAACAUCUUCAAAAAUGGCAUUUGUCUAUACUGUGAACCAAAUGUGUUUAAAUGUGAUAAGUUGUUAUAUUUUUAUUUUUAGUCAAAGUUGAUUGGCAUCUUUGUAUACGUUGUACAGUAUUUGAUUUUAUUUCUGAUUUAUUUUUACACUUUAUUAAUUAAACAUAAUAUUAAAUUUGUUAUUAUCAAAAGCAUGUAUUAUAUGUCCCUUUAUGAUCUCAUUUGACAAUGUAGUAGCAUCACUAACUUGUUUAUAUUCUUGCUCUGUCAGGCAUAUCGCUUUCAAUUUGUAAGUUUUAAACACAUUGGCAUUAUCCCAAUUGUUAAGGUAUGUAGAUUAUCUACGAAAAUCAUAACAAGUACCAAAGAAUUUGUAUUAUCAUAAAAUUGUUGGAAUUAUAUUUUAAAUUAUUUAUUAAAAGACAAUAAAUCAUUAAAUCAUUAAAUACUCAAA